AUGAAAACUUUAAUUUUAAUUAUUGAAUAUUUAUUUAUAAUCUUACCUGUUCUUAUAGGUGUUGCUUAUAUGACAUUAGUUGAACGUGAAAUUUUAGGUAGUAUUCAACGUAGAAAAGGUCCAAAUGUAGUUGGUGUUUCUGGUUUUUUACAACCUUUAGCUGAUGGUUUAAAAUUAAUGUUAAAAGAAAUUAUUUUACCUACUAAUGUUAAUACUUUUUUAUUUAUAUUAGCUCCAGUUAUUACUUUUGUAGGUACUAUGAUGUAUUGGGCAAUUUUACCAUUAUCAAAAGGUAUAACUUAUACUGAUUUUAAUGUAGGUGUUUUAUAUUUUUAUGCUAUUUCUUCUGUAGCUAUUUAUGGUAUUAUUAUUUCUGGUUGGGCAAGUAAUACUAAAUAUCCUUUUAUGGGUUCUAUGCGUUCUGCUGCGCAAAUGAUAUCUUAUGAAUUAUCUAUUGGUACUAUUUUUGCAAUAAUAUUUUUAUGUACAGGUUCUUUAAAUUUUACUAAAAUAAUAUUAGCUCAAAAAUAUAUUUGGUUCUGUAUUCCAUUAUUCCCAUUAUUUAUUAUUUUUUUAAUUGCAUUAUUAGCUGAAUGUAACAGACAUCCUUUUGAUUUACCUGAAGCAGAAGGUGAAUUAGUUUCUGGUUUUAAUACUGAAUAUUCUGCUAUGGGUUUUGCUUUAUUCUUUAUAGGUGAAUAUGGUAAUAUUAUCGUAAUGAGUACUGUUAUUAGUAUUUUAUUCUGUGGUGGUUGGUUACCUUUAUUUAAUUUAACUUUUAUUCCAGGUGUUAUAUGGUUAAGUUUAAAAAUUUGUGUUUUUAUUUCUUUCUAUGUAAUAGUUCGUGGUGCUUAUGUUAGAUUCCGUUAUGAUCAAUUAAUGAGAAUUGGUUGGAAAUCUUUAUUGCCUUUAUGCUUUGGUUGGUUUAUAUUUAUAGCUGGCCUUUUAAUUACAUUUAAUUGUUUACCUAAUACAUUAUGUUUUUAA
Messenger RNA from Blastocystis hominis, 987 nucleotides. RefSeq lists its product as hypothetical. NCBI's taxonomy places the organism in Eukaryota, Bigyra, Opalinata, Blastocystidae. Gene Ontology annotation, biological process: aerobic respiration. The record is from RefSeq and is a predicted model, not a curated record. Bases 1 to 987 code for a protein of 328 amino acids. The transcript has a single exon. Gene Ontology annotation, molecular function: NADH dehydrogenase activity. Gene Ontology annotation, cellular component: membrane.